ACAGUUGAUUCAAUUAUCUUGAUUACCGUACCGUAUCAACAAAUGUAUGUGUAUAUUUUGUUAUCAUUCAUUGUCUAAUUUUCUCCUAUCACUAUAUUCAGAUUGUAACCGCAUCUGAAAUGGCAUUCGUCUGAGAAAGAAAAUUAUGGAAAAUUUUGUUCGUGUAAAAUUAUUGUUUUUCGCUAAAUCACGUGAACUUGCUGGCUUGAGUGAAUGUGACGUCGAGUUGCCAAAACGAAUCCCAUACGCAGACCUAGUUGAGCAUUUAAGCAAAACGUACAAUUUGCAGCCACUCCGAAAGACUUUUUUGGUUGCCUUAAACAGUGACUACUGUGACGAAUCGACAGAGUUGUUGAAUUUGAAAGCGGGAGACGAACUCGCUAUCAUUCCACCGAUCAGUGGCGGAUAAAGGAAGCGCCAAAGACGUAACAAUGAAUUUCGUCAAGUUGACAAAGGAGAAACUCGACAUUAAUUCAAUUUCGGAGUUGGUUACCGACGAAAGGUGUGGCGCUGUUUCGAUUUUUGUCGGAACAACAAGGGAUAACUUUGAUGAUAAACCAGUUUUAUCAUUGAAAUAUGAGGCUUAUGACAAAAUGGCAGACAAGAUGAUGAACAAAAUUUGUGAUGAUAUUCGUGAAAAGUGGACUGAUGUGCUGCACAUUGCAUUGUAUCAUCGUCUUGGUUUGGUGCCGAUAAAAGAGAGCAGCGUGGUGAUUGCGAUCAGUUCACCGCAUCGUCAAGACAGUUUGGAAGCCGUCCAAUUUGCUAUCGAUGAAUUGAAACGUACGGUGCCGAUUUGGAAAAAGGAAAUCUACGGUGGCGAUUACGAAGCGCCUGCGCCUCAGCCGCCUCAAAAGCGCCCCAAACGAACUAAAUCCCAUGUGAAUUUCGACGCUUGCUGUCCCAUUAGCAACGAUGUCAUUGUGUCAAAGAGCCUACUCCAAAUCCGAGCAGAUGAGUUGGAAAUAAAGCGUCGCAUCGCAUCGUUCAUUGGACGUAAACGAGAGGAGAUUAACAACAGUAAUGUGCAUGACUUUAUUAAAGACACUCAAGAGGAUGAAAUGAGAUGUGCCCGUGUUAAUAGCACGGUAUAUCGAAUUAAAGGCUCAAAAGGUCAUUUAAAGGUACAUCGUGUGAAAAAUGAAACCGGUCCACAGACAACGAACUAUAAAAUUGCCUUGGAUAAACUCAUGGAAAAUAAUUCACCAAUUAAAAUCAAACCUGACCCAGAUGCGCCGGUAAAACCAUUAUCCAGCGGCAUUGAAGAACGUAUUUCAAACGUUGAGGGUUAUCUUAAUAUGUCCGCUGAGAAUGUGUCUACCAAAACAGUAUUCGCACGAUUGAAAGCAAUAGAACAGAGAAUUUUGUACUUGGAAACGCUUUCGCCGGAGUAUUCACACUUUUUGAAUAAAUCAACGCAAAAUAUCGACAAUGUGCCAAGUAUCAAGAAAGAACGAAAAAAGAAAUAUACUCCCGCUGAGUUGGACGAAUUAUUGAAAAAUGUGACCAACAAAAUUAGCUCUUAAUACAUAUUUUGUUUUAUUUUCCUUUAUAAAAUGUAAUAAAAACGUAAAUAAAAUUGAUUUUAUGCAUGAAAAAAAA
This is a messenger RNA of Sitodiplosis mosellana (orange wheat blossom midge), 1602 nucleotides long. RefSeq names its product molybdopterin synthase catalytic subunit (gene Mocs2B). The record is from RefSeq and is a predicted model, not a curated record. The coding region runs from base 432 to 1526 and encodes 364 amino acids. Gene Ontology annotation, cellular component: cytosol. The transcript has 4 exons. NCBI's taxonomy places the organism in Eukaryota, Metazoa, Arthropoda, Insecta, Diptera, Cecidomyiidae. Gene Ontology annotation, molecular function: molybdopterin synthase activity. Gene Ontology annotation, biological process: Mo-molybdopterin cofactor biosynthetic process.